Molecule: messenger RNA, 1301 nt
Organism: Symbiodinium pilosum
Lineage: Eukaryota; Dinophyceae; Suessiales; Symbiodiniaceae
Source: the annotation of a GenBank genome assembly
AUCGCAUCGAGAACAUCAAGGCUCAAACUGAGGCUGCCAUUGCCGCUGGAGAGCUUCUACACGAGGUCGCCUCUAGAAGACGAUUCAAGAAUAAGAAGGCCUGGGCAGGACCUGGAAUGACCUGGGUAGUCCAGUACAACAAGGAGAGCGAUAGCGUAGUGCACGAUAUCGUCAUGUCUGAGUUCAAAAGCGAGCAUAGAGCCCUUGCCUCCGUGUCGGAGGACACAUCUGGGGAUGAGGAGAGUAGCAGGGACAACGACCAUGCGGGCCACCAAUGGAUUAUGGACACUGGGUGUGGGUCAGAUUUGAUUUCCAAGGCUAAGGUUGAAGAUCACAAUCUACGGAGAUCGAAGGCGAAGGACCCCAUUCAGCUUCAGACCGCAAAUGGCAAUACUAAGGGGUUGGAUGUGGUUACCAUGAACAUCGUUGAGUUUGAUGAGAGCGUUGAACCAUAUGUUCUUCCUGACACCCCCUCUGUUCUUUCCAUCGGAAGGAGAUGUGUGCAAGAGGGGUACCACUUUGUUUGGUUGUCAGGCAAGCAUCCAUACCUUAUAACCCCCACUGGUAAGCUUGUUGCCUUUGCUGUUGAGGAUGACAUUCCCUAUCAUAUUUCCGGAGAUCCCAGGUGCCAACCGGUUGAGCCCACGCAUGAGUUGUCUAUUCCGCGCUUGAUAGAACAUCUCCGGAGCGCUGUAGAUGACGACAACAAGCCAGCCGUGCCAGCAGAACAUAAGGAUCCUGCGGAUGAAAUGAUUGAGGAUGCCAUAAGAUCCAUUGAGGCAGAUGAAAGAGGCGCUGAACCACCAGUCUCGGGAAUCCCGGCUGGAGGACAGGACAAGGACAAAGCUGAGCGAAGUGAGUCCGAAGAGGUAGCGCUGGAAGAGGAUCCGGCCUGUGUUCGGGGUAAGAUGAGACACUUGUACACUAAGAAAGGAGCCUUUCAGAGAGAGUUAAAAGAAUGGGGUGACGUUGUGACGCUAGAUUUUGUGUUUCCCGAAGACCAAAUGGAUGAUGACUUUGUCAUGAAGAUGCUCACCGUGAAAGACGUCUAUACUAAUUUCAUUGGUGCCUAUCCGGUAGACACGAGAUCUGAAGUCAACGUCAGGAAUUCCCUCAAGUUCUUCAUGGGCGAUAGAAAGAUCAAACUGUUGUAUGGAGACAACGCUGAGGAAUUUGAGAAAGCCGCUAACUCGAUGGAAAUCCCAUUUGACAACUCUGUUCCUAACCGCAAGCAAACCAGUGCCAUUGUGGAAAGGACCAAUCUUUACCUUGAGGAUCCAGUCGCCACGUGUUUGGUUGCU